Prorocentrum cordatum is the source of this 852-nucleotide messenger RNA. The record is from the annotation of a GenBank genome assembly. Lineage: Eukaryota; Dinophyceae; Prorocentrales; Prorocentraceae.
AUGCCGCAGGGCAGAGUCCGGGCUUGGACCGAUGGCUCGUGCUUGCACCCAGGCGACCCAUUGCUCGCCCUCGCCGGGUGGGGGGUGCGGCUCGAUGGCCUCCCUGGCAAAAGCUUUGAAAGCUGCGGGCCCGUUGAUGGGCGGCAAACAGCCCAGCGAGCAGAGGUGUGGGCCGCGGUGCACGCGUGCAGCCUUGCCAGAGCGCCGCUGGAGGUCGUUACCGAGUCGCGGUUCGUCGCGGGAGGGGUGUCCGCGCUGCGCGGCGGCGCCAGCCCGUUGGAGUGGCAGCACGGGGAUCUCUGGGAGGAGAUCGCGCUUCACUGCCGCAGCGGACUGCUGCGGGCCCGAUGGGUGAAGUCCAAGUUGGGCAGAGCUGAGGCCGCCGAGCGAGGCAUCUCAGAGGCGGACUGGGCUGGGAAUGCCGCGGCGGACGAGCUGGCCGACGCCGGCGCGCAGGCGCGGCUCUCCCCCCCCAGGCUGUUUUGCCAGCGGCGCGCGCGGCAGUUUGAAUGCCACAACGAUCGCAGCGCGGCCCAAGGCGGGCGUGGAACCCGACGGCGCUGGACAGCGCCCGGGCACCGCCGCAGGCGGGCGCCGCGGGAGGUGGACAACGCUGCCGCGGCAGUCGCCGUGGCGCCGCCCGUUCGGGCGCAGUCUGUGCAGCUUGGGCGCCCCCGCCUCAGCCGCGCAGCCCCGCGCAGAGGAGGCGCCCGCUGCGGCCGCGGCGCUGUUGGCGGGCAGCGCAUGGCGGCCGGCACCCGGCUGCCCAGGGCCCGGAGGAGGGGAGGCAGCGUCCCGACGAGCUUCCACGCCGUUGGCAGAACGAGAGUGGCUGAGCGGGCGGCUUGGUGA